Molecule: messenger RNA, 2876 nt
Organism: Tupaia belangeri chinensis (Chinese tree shrew)
Lineage: Eukaryota; Metazoa; Chordata; Mammalia; Scandentia; Tupaiidae
Gene: LRP10
Product: LDL receptor related protein 10
Cellular component (GO): plasma membrane
Molecular function (GO): low-density lipoprotein particle receptor activity; protein binding
Source: RefSeq, a predicted model, not a curated record
AGAGCGCGGCGGCGGCCGGAGAAAACAACUCCGAAGUUGGCGAGAGGCACCGCCCCAGCUGCCGGGCCGCCGCCGCCUCCCCGCCCCCAGCCCUGGCAUCCGGAGCACGGGUCGAGCCUGGGCCAUGGAGCCCCCUCGGGGAGGCGACACCCGGGGACCUGGACGCCCGGAGCGCCGCUGCCUCCCCAAUGGGUAGACCACAGAGGCUCCGGGACUCCUGCACCUCCAGGAUGCUGCCGGCCAUCCUCCUCCUCCUCCUCCUUGGGGGCGCUGUAGCCCAUCCAGACCGAAUCGUGUCCCCAAAUCCUGCGUGUGAGAAUCCGCCGGCAUUGCUCUUGGAAGUACAGGGCAGCUUACAGAGGCCCCUGGGCCGAGACAGCCGCAACUCCCCUGCCAACUGUUCCUGGCUCAUCCUGGGCAGCAAGGAGCAGACCGUAACCAUCAGGUUCCAGAAGCUGCACUUGGCCUGUGGCUCGGAGCGCUUAAUCCUGCGCUCCCCUCUCCAGUCCCAGAUCUCCCUGUGUGAGGCACCUACCAGCCCUCUGCAGCUGCCUGGCGGCAAUGUCACCAUCACCUAUAGCUAUGCUGGAGCCAGAGCACCCAUGGGCCAGGGCUUCCUGCUCUCCUAUAGUCAAGAUUGGCUGAUGUGCCUGCAGGAAGAGUUCCAGUGCCUGAACCACCGCUGUCUACCGGCUGCCCAGCGCUGUGAUGGGAUCGAUGCCUGUGGCGAUGGCUCUGAUGAAGCUGGUUGCAGUUCAGACCCCUUCCCUAUCCCAUCCCUAGUCCCUAUUCCCACCCAACCCUGCAAUCUCACCUUGGAAGAUUUCUAUGGGGUCUUCUCCUCCCCUGGAUACUCAAACCCAGCCUCAGUCUCCCACCCCCAGUCUUGCCACUGGCUGCUGGACCCCCAUGAUGGCCGGCGGCUGGCGGUACGCUUCACAGCCCUGGACUUGGGCUAUGGAGAUGCAGUACAUGUGUAUGAUGGCCCUGGACCCCCAGAGGCUCCCCGUCUGCUACGCAGCCUCACCCACUUCAGCAAUGGCAAGGCUGUCACUGUGGAGACGCUCUCCGGCCAGGCUGUCGUGGCCUACCACACAGUUGCUUGGAGCAGUGGUCGGGGCUUCAACGCCACCUACCACGUGCGGGGCUACUGCUUGCCUUGGGACCGGCCCUGCGGCUUAGGCUCUGGCCUGGGAGCUGGUGAAGGCCUGGGUGAGCGCUGCUACAGUGAGGCACAGCGCUGUGAUGGCUCUUGGGACUGUGCUGAUGGCACAGAUGAAGAGGACUGCCCUGGCUGUCCACCCGGACACUUCCCCUGUGGCGCCGCUGGCACCCCUGGUGCCACUGCCUGCUACCUGCCUGCUGACCGCUGCAACUACCAGACUUUCUGUGCUGAUGGAGCAGAUGAGAGACGCUGCCGGCAUUGCCAGCCUGGCAACUUCCGAUGCCGGGAUGAGAAGUGCGUGUAUGAGACGUGGGUGUGUGAUGGGCAGCCAGACUGUGCCGACGGCAGCGACGAGUGGGACUGCUCCUACGCCCUGCCCCGCAAGGUCAUUACUGCCGCGGUGAUUGGCAGCCUUGUGUGCGGCCUGCUUCUGGUCAUCGCCCUGGGCUGCACCUGCAAGCUCUAUGCCAUUCGCACCCAGGAGUACAGCAUCUUUGCUCCUCUCUCACGGAUGGAGGCCGAGAUUGUACAACAGCAGGCACCCCCCUCCUAUGGGCAACUCAUUGCCCAGGGCGCCAUCCCACCUGUAGAAGACUUCCCUACAGAGAACCCUAAUGACAACUCAGUGCUGGGCAACCUGCGUUCUCUGCUACAGAUUUUGCGCCAGGAUAUGACUCCCGGGGGUGCCACAGGUGCCCGCCGCCGCCAGCGGGGCCGCUUGGUGCGCCGUCUGGUGCGCCGACUCCGCCGCUGGGGCCUGCUUCCUCGAACCAACACCCCAGCUAGGACCCCUGAGACCAGACCCCAGGUCACACCUUCCACUGGUCCCCUUGAGGCCCCAGAUGGCAACACAGGUCCAGCCCGAGAGGAUGGGGCAGUGGGUGGGCAGGAUGGGGAGCAGGCACCCCCACUGCCUGUCAAGGCCCCCCUCCCAUCUGCCAGCACAUCUCCAGCCCUCCCUACUAUCCCUGAGGCUCCAGGUCCAUUGCCACUAGAGCCAUCACUACUCUCUGGAGUGGUACAGGCCCUGCGAGGCCGUCUCUUGCCCAGCCUGCGGCCCCCAGGACCAGCCCGGACCCCACCUGGACCUCACACAGCAGUCCUGGCCCCAGAAGAUGAGGAUGAUGUGCUGCUGGUGCCACUGGCUGAGCCAGGGGUCUGGGUGGUGGAGGCAGAAGAUGAGCCACUGCUCGCCUGAGGGGACCUGGCUCCCUGGGGGGGACUCUUAUAACCAAGUCAGAACACCUUAUAAGGUGGCUCAGCUUCCCUGCCCCCAUUCCUUCCCUGUCCCUCAGGCUGAAGAGACGUGGCCUCCCAUUCACCCUGUGUGCUGCUGUAAAGUUAGGUGUUCCUCAAGCUGGGAGAGAGCUCAGAGUCCCCUCUGUACAUGGCCAGAAACCAUUAUCCCCCACUGCCCCUCUCCCCCAGCACUGCCAUCCGGGUAGUUUUUAAAAAGUAAAGUUCUUAAAGGGUCCAGGCCUGGAUACUCCAUCCUUGCCAAAUACUACCCCCCCCCCUAAAAAGUGGUCUUAAAUACCAGAAGGCCAAUUAACUAGAAACUCCCAAGGGGUACAUUUGGGCAGGCCCUGAGGUUUUGCCAACAGUAAUCCCUCCUGCAUUAUGGCUCACAAAAUGAGCACAUCAAUGCUUUAUUCCAUAGGUAAGUCACUGCCUGGGAAGUUAAAGUAAACAAUAAAGGAAUCGUAAAUUC